Molecule: messenger RNA, 1086 nt
Organism: Hypoxylon fragiforme
Lineage: Eukaryota; Fungi; Ascomycota; Sordariomycetes; Xylariales; Hypoxylaceae
Exons: 1
Coding region: 1-1086 (361 amino acids)
Cellular component (GO): fungal-type vacuole
Source: RefSeq, a predicted model, not a curated record
AUGCGCACUCAACCAAUCCUCUUCACCGUGGUCGCUAUCCUUGCUUCUCAAGUCAUCGCUCAAGAUGAUACCACAACCGCCAAUACCGGUGAUGCGACUAGUACCGCACAGGACGUAACGACGACAGCCCAGACCACCGCCGAUACCCCUACUACUACUACCGAGCAAACAUCGGAGCAAACAACGGAUCCAACUUCUACGGCUGCCUCCGAGACUACUACCGAGGCCUCUACCACAUCGGACACCUCCCGGACAACUGGUACUUCUUCUGAUAUCACCAGCUCCACUACGCGUUCAUCCGCAUCUACAUCCUCGUCUGAUGACGAUGUUCCGCUUCCGACCCUUCCUGGCCAGUAUAGUUACCCUUCCCCUACCGUACCCCCCACCAGCAAUGCUCCCUUUAUGCAACCAUCGAGUGUGCCAGAGGGUACUGUUUUCAUUGCCGUGGGUGCCAUCCUCGGAGCCUUCGGAGCGGCGGUCUUAAUAUGGCGGGCUGUUGUCGCCUGUCUCCUACAUCGCUCCGUUAAGAAGGCUGCGAUGGCUCAACAGCUUGCUAAUGACAAAGCCACCUUCCCGCCGCCGCCUGCUCCCUUCUACAAAUAUACCGAUCAAGCGUCCUCGGCCUCACUUGGUAACGCUAUGGCAGGUCGUGGGGUACGGAGAACAACGCGAGGACCGAUUCCUUCGUCCACUCCGAGCCAGUCUAAUCUGUUCUUUUCCCCCACGGCUGCCACCCCAUCUGGAAGCGUGAACAAUCGUGAAUCUCGAUUUUUGCCCUCUGGUUUCUAUGCUGCCGGUCAAGGUUCUCCGCAAUCGGGCCACGGUCACUCUAUCAGCUUGACCAACUUACGGCCGGAUUCGCGUGGCGUUGGACGACCUCUUGGACAUACACCUCCCGAGUCUCCUAGCCUAGCGCCCCGUGCAGAUAUGGUGCGGCAAAAUAUGAGUGCCAGCUCAUUGAAUCUGAACCGGCCGCCAAGUGGACGAGCACCAAGUGCUUUCCUAGAGGACUUGUUGGAUGAUCCUCAGAACCAGUUUCCGCCGCCAACUCACCCCAGCACCUGGAACCAGUCUCAACGACAUUAG